GAGUACAGAUUGGCAAGUGGCAUAGGCGCGCAGACCUCUGUCAUUUAUUUAUUUUUCUUUCCUCUGGGUGCGCUGUCCCUUUAAAUGGGGGACGCUGGUGCUGGCUCCGUAACACCGGAGCCGGCAGCUUGUUGAUUUCAGCGCUGGUGAAUUUCACAUUGUUUCCACUUCACUUUCCUCGCCCGGGGGAGGCUCGGGUUGGCUCUACAACCGCUACCGCAGUUGCCAGCUAGGUCCAGGGGAGGGCAGAGACCUGCAGCAUCUGGGCCGGCGUGGGGCCGCAGGGAAGGGUGUCGGGGCCACACACGCACUCUCGCUGCAGUCCAGAUCCUUCUGAAGCCCGGACGCCCGGAGCGCACCGAGCCGGAACCGCCCGCCUAGACGCCCGCCCGCCAGCCCGCCCACGGGCUGGGGUCACAGCCAGGGAGCCGGCGAGGGGAGGAGGCCCAGGGGGGCUGGGUGGGGGGGCGGGGGUGGGUGCUGCCGCCGCCGCGGAGCUGCUACUCGGCGCGUUUUGUAUGAAGAUGGCGGCUCCCACCGCCAGCAAGGCAGCCUCCCUGGGCUGUAACAACAAGCCUGCGUUCCCGGAGCUGGAUUUCAGGUCGGGAGCUCGGGUGGAGGAAUUGAACAAACUCAUCCAAGAAUUCACGAAGCACGACCAGCGGGAAUAUGACGACCAGAGAGCACUGGAGAUUCACACAGCCAAGGAUUUCAUCUUUUCCAUGCUGGGAAUGGUGCAAAAGCUGGACCAAAAACUUCCAGUGGCCAAUGAGUAUCUAUUGCUUUCUGGAGGAGUCCGGGAAGGCGUGGUAGACCUGGACUUAGAUGAGCUUAAUGUCUACGCGCGAGGGACCGACUAUGAUAUGGACUUCACUCUUCUGGUGCCAGCCCUGAAGCUUCAUGACCGUAAUCAGCCUGUGACACUGGAUAUGCGCCAUUCAGCCUUGUGCCACUCUUGGCUGAGCCUUCGGCUCUUUGACGAGGGGACGAUCAGUAAGUGGAAAGACUGUUGCACCAUCGUAGAUCACAUCAAUGGUGCCACCAACUACUUCUUCUCCCCAACCAAAGUGGCUGACUGGUUCUAUGACUCCAUCAGCAUUGUCCUAUCAGAGAUACAGAAGAAACCCCAGCGAGGGAUGCCAAAGGUGGAAAAGGUAGAAAAGAAUGGGACCAUCAUCUCCAUCAUUCUGGGUGUGGGGAGCAGUCGCAUGUUGUACGAUAUUGUCCCGGUGGUCUCUUUCAAGGGUUGGCCGGCGGUGGCCCAGAGCUGGCUCAUGGAGAACCACUUUUGGGAUGGGAAGAUCACUGAGGAAGAAGUCAUCAGUGGGUUUUACCUGGUGCCUGCUUGCUCCUACAAGGGAAAGAAGGACAAUGAGUGGCGGCUGUCCUUUGCCAGGAGUGAGGUGCAGUUGAAGAAGUGCAUCUCCAGCAGCCUCAUGCAGACCUACCAGGCCUGCAAAGCCAUCAUCAUUAAACUCCUGUCCCGGCCCAAGGCUAUCAGCCCCUAUCACCUGCGGAGCAUGAUGCUCUGGGCCUGCGACAGACUUCCUGCCAACUAUUUGGCCCAAGAAGACUAUGCAGCCCACUUUUUGCUGGGCCUCAUCGAUGACCUGCAACACUGUCUGGUCAACAAGAUGUGUCCCAAUUACUUCAUCCCGCAGUGCAACAUGCUGGAGCACCUGUCCGAGGAGACGGUCAUGCUCCACGCGCGGAAGCUCUCCUCCGUCCGCUCAGACCCGGCGGAGCACUUGCGCACCGCCAUCGAGCACGUCAAGGCAGCCAACCGGCUGACACUGGAGCUCCAGAGACGAGGGAGCACCACUAGCAUCCCCUCCCCACAGUCCGACGGAGGGGACCCCAACCAGCCCGAUGACCGUCUGGCCAAAAAACUGCAGCAACUAGUGACUGAGAACCCGGGGAAGUCGAUCUCCGUCUUCAUUAACCCUGACGAUGUGACAAGGCCCCAUUUCAGAAUUGAUGAUAAAUUUUUCUGAGCGUUUUUGCUGCCUUUUUUUCCCCUCGGGUUCUAAAACUCUCAUAAUAUGUAGUGUGGUUUGUGAUGCCGUCUUUCCGUUUUUUACAUAUCCAGCCUAGAUUGGAUCUGUUAAGAACACAUUUUAAGUUUCCUGGUUCUGCAGGAUGGUGCAGGCUCUGAAACAGUAUAUUACUAUUUCAUAUUCUGCCUCUGAUUUUGUUGUUUACUUUUUGUAGUUAUUACACAUUGUUUUGGUGUUUGGUUUUGUUUUUGUUUUUUUUAAGGAGAACUUGAGCCAUAGAUGAAAAUACCCAUGAAUUCUCUCACUUUUUUCUGUUUCAUACUUUGUGCUUUCAUACUUUUGUUCAUGGGAGUAGGGAAACAGAUCUCUUUCUCAUGCUUCAGGAUUCUCUUAUUUUUUUGUUUUCCUUUUUUUGUCUUUAUUUUUUUUUAAUGAGCGUUCAUCACCACAGGUAUUUGAAAAUCAUCUGAACCUGGGAACUACCUGGUACGUUAGUUGGAUUUAUUUCUUUCGACCAGUGGCCAGGGUAUUUUCUCCCUCUCUGCCAAACAACGUAGACUUUGAAAGUGAUAAUGCUACAAAUUGUGUUUGGAGCAACUUCAUUGAAUGUAAUUGUCCUUAAAUCAGAACUUUGGAUGGUUUGGAAGGGUGUCUUUGACAACUUUCCAGAUAGAAUUAAGGUUUCCAAAUGGUAGUUUUAGUGUGUGUAAUUAUUUGAAGCCUUAUUUAAAUCCUAUUAAAGAAUAUACCAUUAUAA
Balaenoptera acutorostrata (minke whale) is the source of this 2754-nucleotide messenger RNA. It is a transcript of the gene MB21D2, whose product is annotated as Mab-21 domain containing 2. Bases 519 to 1994 code for a protein of 491 amino acids. The transcript is spliced from 2 exons. The record is from RefSeq and is a predicted model, not a curated record. Lineage: Eukaryota; Metazoa; Chordata; Mammalia; Artiodactyla; Balaenopteridae.